AUGAAGUUCCUCAGCAUCCUCCUCAUCGCCGGCUCUGCCUUGGCCGCAGCUGUUCCUAUCCAAGAAAUGGCUCGCGACGCGGAAAGCACCCAAGCAGCAACCUACAAAGACCAGGGCAAAUGCGUCGGAAGUUCAUGUCUGAUCAACGGCCGAAACGAAUUCUGCGACUAUGGAAGCUGCUCUGGACACAGCGGAGCAGCGUGCGGAACCGGAUUUGAGAAUUCCGGUGUGCAGUGCCCGCGGUAGAUGGUGAUUACUAUUAUAUUGGGGGUGGUUUAUAUUAUUGUGGAGGAUGAAAUAAUGUCUAUUUUAUGAGGAAUGAUUUAUUACGAGUUAUGUCUAUAUUCAUAUAGAAUGAAUACUUUACUAUCCUUUUCUCCUGUAGACUGUCGCUCUGAAAUGUGGAUAGGUUAUAGAACCGAC
Messenger RNA from Aspergillus wentii DTO 134E9, 423 nucleotides. RefSeq lists its product as uncharacterized. The transcript is spliced from 3 exons. Lineage: Eukaryota; Fungi; Ascomycota; Eurotiomycetes; Eurotiales; Aspergillaceae. The record is from RefSeq and is a predicted model, not a curated record. Bases 1 to 246 code for a protein of 81 amino acids.